Molecule: messenger RNA, 1023 nt
Organism: Penicillium brevicompactum
Lineage: Eukaryota; Fungi; Ascomycota; Eurotiomycetes; Eurotiales; Aspergillaceae
Product: retinol dehydrogenase 12
Exons: 3
Coding region: 1-1023 (340 amino acids)
Source: RefSeq, a predicted model, not a curated record
AUGUCGUCUCUCAUUGAUCGCGCCAAAGACACCAUUGCCGAGAACUUUGGCGGCUCUUUCGACAAGCUCGCCUCUCACCAAUUCUCCCUCGACAGCGACACACCCGACCUCUCGGGCAAAGUCGCUGUCGUGACGGGUGGCGCUGAGGGCGUCGGCUACGGUAUCACACACACGCUUCUCAAGCACGGCGUCGCCAAGCUCUUCAUCCUUUCCGUGUCCAAGGAUGUUGUCAGCGGAUCCAAGGAGGCUGUGGCCAGGGAAAUGGACCAGGCGACGGCGAACCGCAUCGUGUGGAUGAAGUGUGACUUAUCCGAUUGGACUGGAGUCAAGGAUGUGUCUGAUAAAAUAAAGAACUCGACGGACCGGCUGGAUAUCCUGGUCAACAACGCUGGGCGUGGCAUCAUGUCGUACGAGCUCACCGAUUAUGGCGUCGACAGACAUAUGGCGGUCAACCACAUGGGCCACGUUGUUCUCACGUCGCACCUUCUGCCUUUGAUGAAGAAGACAGCCGAGUCGACGGGCGGCGGCCACUCCAAUUUCGUACGCAUCGUCAACCUGGCGAGUAACAUGCACCAGAGCGUGCCGGACGAUCUGCAAUUUGCGAGCCUCGACGAGCUCAACACGGACCUCGGGCCGAAUCAGCAGUACGGACGGAGCAAGCUGGCAGGUAUGUUGUACGCGCGGUACUUUGAUUGUAAGGUGACCAAGAAUGGACAUCCCAACGUCUUGAUGAAUGCGACGCACCCGGGCAUGCUAAUUUUCACCAUCCGAAGCUAUCCCCUCGCCGGGUACGGCAUGUCUGUCGGCCUUGAACCGUUCAAGAAGAACCAAUUCGAAGGCGCCAUGAGCACCGUCUUUGCAGCCACCAAGAUCACGGGGUCGGGGCAGUAUAUCUGUCCGCCCGCCGUACCCGAGCCGGGAAGUAAGGCGUCGCAGGCUAGCGGAUCGGCUGAUGGAGUUGACGCGCAAGGUGGUUAUGGCCAAGACGCGGAGCGAGUCGGCGGGUCAAGGAUGUCCAGUUGA